GGAAUGAUGGGUUUGUUGAAUGAAAGAUGGCGCGAUGACCGGGCACGGAUGCGCGCGCGCAGCGUAGACCGACCUGGCAGACGUAGCCGACAUCCGUCGUAUGCAAGACGCGCGACGCAGAAUCGCUAGAACAAUUUUCAACAAAAAAUACAGUUUUUAGUUUCGAUCUUUUUGUAUCACUUCAUGGAUGAAGCGGAUGUAUAGUGAAUUGACUAAAUUCAGUGUUUAAAACGUAUCAUGUGACUGGUGAAAGUGGCUUCGUUAUGAAUAUUUUGUUGAGAUGUGGCCCUUAAGGAAUACUUAGCGGUAUACAUGAGUUUAAGGAGAAAGGUAAUGCGAGGAGACAAACCCAAAUUGUGUUUGCUGGUCGCGACACUAGCUCUCGGGUAUGCGUGGGCGGGCAGCCCCUGCGAGCGCAGAGUCACCUGGUGGGACCGGGAGCGGAGUGUGUGCCAGCCCUGCACGCGCUGCGACCCUCGCCAGCACCUCAUAGUGUACCUGCCCUGCGAACUGCACCGCGACACGGUCUGCCAAUCUCUCCACCAAAUCAAUCUCUGGGCGUUCCUCGCGCCGCGUCGUAAUGUCACGACCACAGACUCUAGUGAAUCCAGUGACUACGAGUACGAUUACACGGACAGCAAUAGUGAAGUGAAUGAUGUUGACGACCAGUGGGACCUACAGACCCUCAGUGUGGUGUUAGCUGCCAGUGGAUGUGUGGUUUUCUUUAUAGUAGUACUAUUUGUGUCGUUGUCUCACGCGAAGCAGUGGAAAAUUCUCAAGCAGACACUACAGUCAGACAUGAAAGAUCUGACAGCAAAGAUGAGGUUGAUGGAAGCCGGAGGAGAGACCCCUUCGGAGCCCCCCUCGCCGACGGAUCACCACAUCUAUUGUAACAUUCACGUCGGCAAAGAUGCACUGCUCGGUCCACAGUCGAAGAAGGGACUGGGCAACGUGUACACACAAGAAAAGCACCCUUCAUAAUUACCACCGAUAAACGUCCGAAAAAGUACAGUACAAAUUCUAUAAAUUAAGCAACCUCGCAUACGAGCAAAAUGCAAAUAGAAAAAAACAUGUUGUCGAAAAAAUAAAGAUUUUUAAAAUUAA
Plodia interpunctella (Indianmeal moth) is the source of this 1104-nucleotide messenger RNA. RefSeq names its product wengen (gene wgn). The record is from RefSeq and is a predicted model, not a curated record. The coding region runs from base 313 to 981 and encodes 222 amino acids. Gene Ontology annotation, molecular function: protein binding. Lineage: Eukaryota; Metazoa; Arthropoda; Insecta; Lepidoptera; Pyralidae. The transcript has 4 exons.